Ceratosolen solmsi marchali is the source of this 3265-nucleotide messenger RNA. RefSeq names its product vacuolar protein sorting 11 (gene Vps11). Gene Ontology annotation, molecular function: protein-macromolecule adaptor activity; protein binding. The coding region runs from base 19 to 3204 and encodes 1061 amino acids. Gene Ontology annotation, cellular component: endosome; HOPS complex. NCBI's taxonomy places the organism in Eukaryota, Metazoa, Arthropoda, Insecta, Hymenoptera, Agaonidae. The record is from RefSeq and is a predicted model, not a curated record. The transcript has 15 exons. Gene Ontology annotation, biological process: intracellular protein transport; organelle fusion; endosome organization.
AAAAUUUAAAAAUCAAGGAUGACCUUUCUAGAAUGGCGUCGUUUUAAUUUUUUUGAUCUUAAGAAGGAUGUUGAUUCUGGGAAAAUCGUAGAAAUUCUUGGUGAAGCACGAAUCAUAGCAGGAACAAGUGGAAACGGACACUUGGUGUUUGGAGAUAAUAAUGGAAAUAUACAUUUAGUCAAUAGACAAUAUGAAAUAACUACGUUUAAAGCAUAUGAAACUAGUUUAACUGCAGCUCAACAAGUACAAAAUUCUAUAUUUCUCUUCACAAUCGGAGAAGAUGAAACUGGAUGUAAUCCAACCAUUAAAGUAUGGAAUUUAAUAAAAAAAGAUAAACAAGGAUUUCCUACCUGUGUACGCAUCAGUAGAGCUGUACCUAGCUAUAGAGCAAUACCUGCAAACGUAUUAUGUGUUCACUCAAGUUUAACAUUAAUGGCUGUUGGAUUUGAAGAUGGUUCUAUUAUGCUUUAUAGAGGUGAUUUGACACGUGAAAGAAAGAACAAAAUAAAAAUUUUAAAAGAUAGUAAUUCAGCAAUAACUGGCCUUGCAAUAAAAUCAACAUGUAAACAAAUGUAUUUAUUUGUAGCAACUGUUAACAGUGUUUAUAUAUAUAAUAUAACAAUUAAAGAUAAAGAAUUCAAAUCCGUUUUGGAUAAUAUGGGUUGUCCAAGAAAAUGCAGUGUUCUUGCAGAAUCAAAACAAGACAACCAUUUUAUGAUUGGUCGAAAUGAUGCUGUCUAUUGUUAUACUCCAGAUGGUAGAGGGCCAUGUUAUGCAGUAGAAGGCCAAAAAGUAAUGUUAGAAUGGUUUAGAAAUUAUUUAGUUAUAGUUGCUAAAGACACAGGAAUUGUACCUAGAACAACUACUAUUUCUACAAAACCAAGUUCUAUAGAACCAAUACCUCCAGGAGCUGAUAAGCACAUUAUUACAGUUCUUGAUAUUCAAAAUAAAUUUAUUGUUUUUUCUGCUACCAUGUUAUCUAUUCAAGCAGUUUUAUCAGAAUGGGGGGGCUUUUUCAUACUGAGUGGAGAUUGUAAAUUGUAUCAUUUAGAUGAAAAGGAUUUACAGUCAAAAUUGACAUCACUUUUUAAGAAAAAUUUAUAUGAUGUUUCUAUUAGAAUAGCUAAGAAUCACCAUUAUGAUAUUGAAGGUCUUGUUGAUAUAUUUCGUCAAUAUGGUGAUCACCUAUAUUCUAAAGGUGAUCAUAAUGGCGCCAUAGAACAAUACAUAAAAACAAUAGGAAAACUAGAACCAUCUUAUAUUAUUAGAAAAUUUUUAGAUUCACAGCAUAUAGACUAUUUAACUACAUAUCUUCAAGCUUUACAUAAACAAAGUCAAGCUACUGAAGAUCAUACAACAUUAUUAUUAAAUUGUUAUACAAAACUUAAUCACACAGAUAAAUUGAAAGAAUUCAUAAUGACAAAAGAUCGUGAAAUCGAUUUUGAUGUUGAAAUUGCUAUAAAAGUUUGUCGACAAAGUUCUCCUCCGGAUGCAUUGUUAUUAGCUCAAAUGCAUAAAAAGCAUGGGUGGUACCUUCGUAUCCAAAUAGAAGAUAAAUUGGAAUACAAAAAAGCUUUAGAAUAUAUAGCUACUUUAGAUUUUGAAGAAGCUGAAAUGAAUAUGAAAAAAUAUGGAAAUAUUCUUAUUGAAAAUAUUCCUAAUGAAGCAACACAAUUUUUAAAAUAUCUUUGUACAAAUUAUAAACCAACAAAUAAAUCAUUAUAUAAGGAACAAUCAAUUGGACAAGCUAACCCUGAAGACUAUAUACAUUUAUUUUUGAAAAAUUCUGAACGACUUGUAGAAUUUUUGGAAUAUUUAAUUAAAACCGAUAGCAAAUGGAGUACACCAGUAUACAAUACUCUAGUUGAACAUUAUUUACAUGUUUGGUCUUCUUUAAUAGAAGAUAUUGCAAAAUUAAAAUAUGAGCAAAAUGUUGUACGUUUAUUACAAAGUUCAAAUGCAUGUUAUAGCAAGGAUCAAAUAUUAAUAUUAUGUCAUCAACAUAAUUUUGGACGAGGAGUGUUGUAUCUAUACGAAGAAAGGAAAUUAUAUCAAGAAAUAUUGCAAUAUCACUUACGUGAAGGAGAUAUUGAUCAAGUUUUAGCUACGUGUAAUAAGUUUGGUCGUCAAGAUCCAAAUUUAUGGAUUCAAACAUUAUGGAGUAUAGUAAGAAAUCAAAAUACACCUCCUAAAUUUUUAUCUGAUAUUCUUGAUUAUAUUGCUAACGAAAAAUUAUUAUCACCGUUAAUGGUAAUUGAUGCACUUUCAACAUCGUUGACAUGUACUUUAGGAGAUGUUCGAAAUUAUUUAAAUAGUGUAUUACGACAAGAAUACGAACAAGUCCAAGUUGAUACUGAAUUAACAGAAAAAUAUCGACUAGAUACUAAAAAAUUAAGAGAACUAAUACAAAGUAUAAAAAACAGUACAAUUAUUUUUCAAGGAUCAAGGUGUAGUGCUUGUCAUCAUCAGCUAGAAUUACCGUCAGUACACUUUAUGUGUCAACAUUCUUAUCAUCAACAUUGUUUUCAAAGCUUCUCAGAAAAUGAAAAUGAAUGCCCAGCUUGUAUGCCAAAUAAUAAAAAGUGGUUAGAUAUUAUUAGAGUUCAAGAACAAUCAAAAGACCUUCAUGAAACUUUUCAUAGUCUUUUAGACAGAGCAGAAGACCCUUUUUCAUUAGUUGCAGAUUAUUUUGGUCGUGGAGUUUUCAAAAAACUUAUGGUUAUUGCAGAAUGGCAACAACCACAAAUUAUAGAAUUGAUUAAUCAAGAACAAAAGUUAAAAUAUAAUGACUAUGAACUUGAUGUAGAAACUAAGAUUCGAUUAACUAAAGGAAAACAUAUUAAACCGAAAGAAAAGACCAAAACUGAUUUAUUUUCAUCUCAGCCAUUAACUGAGGAUUUACUGCAUGUAGUAAAUAAAACAAAUAUCUAUAAUUCACCAUUAGAAGCUAAUAUAAUUGGAAGUGGUUUUUCAACAACUCAAGCCAUUUUAAAAAGAGAGUCUUCAAUACUUAUUCCUGAAGCUAAAAUUGUAAAUAAUGUAAUAUCAAAAUCUUCACUAGCUGAAAAAGUAUUCAUUCCACCUAAAAUAUCAAUUAUUCCAUCAAAUCCUUUUAAGAGUGAUUAUGAUGAAUCUAAAAAUCCAUUUUCUGAAGAUUACAAAGAUGAUAAAAAUAACCCAUUUGAAGGUAGCUAUGGCGACUAGUAAAAAAUAAAAUUAUUUCUUGUGAAAUUGAUUCAUUAAAAAUUUGUGCAUACAUAAUACA